Messenger RNA from Nematocida homosporus, 1818 nucleotides. RefSeq lists its product as uncharacterized. Bases 1 to 1818 code for a protein of 605 amino acids. NCBI's taxonomy places the organism in Eukaryota, Fungi, Microsporidia. The transcript has a single exon. The record is from RefSeq and is a predicted model, not a curated record.
AUGAUCUCUCAGCUUAGUUUAAAGUCUUUUUGGGUUAGUAGAUCUGAAAUGAGAUAUCGGGAAGGUAGCAAAUGGAUAGCUACAGUGGUUUUAGUAUAUCUAGGCUGGUUUGGACUGGUUAAAGGAGAAGAUAAUUACGUGCAAAUCGAUAAGAUCGACUACUAUGGGAUUGUUGUUAAUAACGAAAAGCUUUAUUCAAUUCGGACGGCCAUUUCCUUAUUGACGCUUGGAAAGGCGAUAAAAAAAGGAGGAGUUAGAUGGAUGUUUUUGAUUUGGGUGCAAAUUAAGAGGGGCUGUGUUGAUAAGGAUGAGGAAAGAGAGAUGAUUAACCACAUUGCCGGUUAUUUCGGCUGCGACAACCCUGACUUUCAUUUGAACGGGCUAGUGGUCGAGUGGUGCGACUUUGUAGCCUCUUUCAGGCUGAGAAUAUCACAUUGCAACGAGCUCUUUAAAAAGGCUCGAGUGAGUGGUCAUGGCUCCUUCUUACUUCUAUUGAAUCCGCCAUUAGCGCCAACACCCCAUAAUGACAAAGAAGACUUGAAUAAUCUUCAGCUGAUAACUAAAGAAGUAUUAAAAGAGGAGAAAACAAGGUUUCUAGAAACAUACUGGCUGAUCGAAGAGACUAAAUUGUACCAGGGAGUUCAAGUAGACCUUAAAUACCUGUUCGAAACAAUCGAUAUAUAUACACAAACAGUAACCCUUGUGGUCCUGGAUAUGAAUAUUGAGAAGAUUAAAUUGACACAGACCGAGCAAUUCCUAAAGAAGCCCCUUGUUGCUUAUUGUUUGCAACGACUAGUACUGUACACGCCACAUGCUAAGAUUGGGGAUGUUGAUUGGAUCGGGCCUAUUUUUAUCACGACUCUCGAGGUUCAUGCCCAGGACUGGCAAGAGUCUUUGCAACAAAUCUUUAAAACACCAGUACUAGUCCAGGGAUUAGAAAGGUUGCAAUUGAGUAUUUGGGAGGAGAGACUCAACGACCUGUGUGAUCAUGUGUUAUUAGUCAAUGUGGACAUAUCAUGCCAGCUGAUUCAAAAAAUCGAGGUCAAUAUUACAGGUGAGGGCAGUGCUGCUGCCAAAAUAGAAGAUAGCAAUGCUAUUUCCUCGAUACUAACACAUUUAAUGCUGAUUAUUGGGUUGAGCCGGGCAGGCGAUGGGAAGUGCCAGCUACAAAUCAAUCAGAAGGAGCAACCACUCGUGUGGCAAGAAGCACUCAAAGAAAGCCACAAGAACUACAGUACUGCUUGGGUUGCAAGUAGAUUAUACUUCUUAAGACAGUGUAAUUACAUAAUGCACACUCAGCUAUUCCAUGGCAAUCGAAUAGAUCUGCUUGGUCCAUGCCCUGAUAUGCCUAGCGAACCUAGGGUGUUAUUUGAUGCAUAUUUUCGACCAUUAGCGUUCCGCUACCAAGAGCUCCAAGAGAUUAGUUCGUGGAUUUGUCCACAGUUUCUUUCUGUCUACAUCCUCGAGAUUAGACAUCAUCAGCUAUCAACUAUACAUCGACUCGAUUCGUUGUUCUUCAAACUUAGCGAACCCGAUGCUGAUUCUUCCAUACCGCACGGGCCGGAAUUAGUAGAGAUAUUAUGCAUGGGUGUGUAUAUAAGCCAAGUUUCUCUCGCUCUUCUUUCUUAUGCCGGUCAAGUUGACGCAUGUCUUUUACAUGAGCCGAGCUGGGACACUAAUAUGCACCAGUACUACACAAAACUUAUUGAUAUUGCCGCCAAAGCAAGGGUGCAGACAAGACAAGCGCCUCUGACCGGUGAGUUGUGUAAAAAACCGAGCGAGGAAGUGGCCAAGGGAUACAAUGAAAGCUCGGAUUAG